This is a messenger RNA of Carassius carassius (crucian carp), 2643 nucleotides long. RefSeq names its product forkhead box protein P4-like. The coding region runs from base 553 to 2643 and encodes 696 amino acids. The transcript is spliced from 18 exons. Gene Ontology annotation, biological process: regulation of transcription by RNA polymerase II. Gene Ontology annotation, cellular component: nucleus. Gene Ontology annotation, molecular function: DNA-binding transcription repressor activity, RNA polymerase II-specific; RNA polymerase II cis-regulatory region sequence-specific DNA binding. NCBI's taxonomy places the organism in Eukaryota, Metazoa, Chordata, Actinopteri, Cypriniformes, Cyprinidae. The record is from RefSeq and is a predicted model, not a curated record.
UUACGGUAGACUAAACUGUCCUCUAACACAUCGCCAACACAAGAGACAAGCGGAGUAAUUCAACACUGAUUUCUCUGCGAAUGAGCGAGGAACAGACGAGAUGCCAAAAACUCCAGCGAGAAGUAUUAUUGGGACUUUAGGAAAACUCACCGUGUGACUAACUGAAAGAAAUAGAGAAGACCUGAAGCGACGAGGAGACGUAAAGAGCCGCGUGCUUGUUCUUCAUGAACUUUGAGGAGCGCUGUGACCAUGCAGCCUUUGAGCUAGUGCACGAUUAUUGUUUCCACUUAUCACCCUACUGAGUGACCAGUCUGAGAGAGGAAGCCAGUCAAAAAAGGAAAGGAAGACUAAUAAAGGCAGUUGUCGUUGAAAGUAAUGGUCUGAAGGCGACACUCAUAGAACAGGAUUUUUUCCUUUUUUUUCUUUUGCGUUGCUCUUCUGAAGGUUUCUGGAAUCACUGGGACAUUCACGAGAGCUGGAGGGACACAUCCACAUGGUCCAGCCGUAGAGUGAAAGUAGAGUUCUUCACAAUAUCCGAACAGGUGCCACGUGAUGAUGGUAGAAUCAGCAACUGAGACCAUUCGAACAACACCCUCCAAUCAAAAUGGAGUCAGCAGCCUAAGCAGCCAGUCAGACGGUGGAGGAAGAGAGGGUGGGUCCAACGGUGACACCACUGGGGAGAUCAGCCCCGUGGAUUUACUGCAUCUUCAACAGCAGCAGGCCCUCCAGGCAGCACGCCAGUUCAUCCUCCAGCAGGCCACAGGACUCAACUCCCCCAGCAGCAACGAGGUCAAACAGAGCCCCGUGCAGGUGCCGGUAUCCAUGGCGAUGAUGACCCCACAAAUGAUAACUCCUCAGCAGAUGCAGCAGAUCCUCUCUCCACCUCAGCUCCAAGCUUUACUCCAACAGCAACAAGCACUUAUGCUGCAACAGCUGCAGGAGUACUACAAAAAGCAACAGGAGCAGUUGCACCUCCAACUCCUUACCCAGCAACAGCAAGCAGGGAAGCAGGCCAAAGAGCAGCAGCAGUUGGGGAAUAAACAGUUGGCUUUCCAGCAGCAGCUGAUUCAGAUGCAACAACUACAGCAGCAACACAUUUUGAAUCUACAAAGACAGGGCCUGGUGAACCUACAGCCGGGACAAGGAGCAGUACCCAUUCAGAGCCUGCAGCAAGCCAUGUGUCCCACGGACCUGCAGCAGUUGUGGAAGGAUGUGGCCUGUGUUCAGAGCACAGAGGAGGCCAUGAAACACGAGGGCCUCGAUCUGACCACCAACAGCUCCAACACUACCUCAUAUUCAGCCUCCAAGGUCUCACCUCAAAUCCCCCAUCAUCCUUUGCCAAAUGGACAGAACUCUGUUCACACUCCAAAGAGAGACAGAGCAAGACUCUUUGAGUGGAUUUCGUCCUUCACCAAGGAGUCCAGCGACGAGCAUCUCACGCCUUAUUCCAAAGGCACUUCCCUGCAGAGCACUCACUCAACCCACGAGGAACACACGACCUCCCACCCACUCUACGGACAUGGCGAGUGUAAGUGGCCUGGCUGUGAAGCGCUCUGCGAGGACAUGGGCCAAUUCAUCAAGCACCUGAACAGUGAACACGCCCUGGAUGAUCGCAGUACGGCCCAGUGCAGGGUCCAGAUGCAGGUCGUUCAACAGCUGGAGAUACAGCUGGCCAAAGAGAGCGAGCGUCUGCAGGCAAUGAUGACCCACCUGCACAUGCGUCCAUCGGAGCCAAAGCCUUUCAACCAACCUUUGAACCUGGCCUCCAGUGUGUCGCUGUCAAAAAGAGAAAGUGAGGGGUUUCCUGAGGGCUUGCCUCAUCCCCCCACCUCUGCCGCAACUCCCAUCACCCCCAUGAGGCAGGGACCCUCCGUCAUCAGCUCCUCCAGCCUGCACGGAGUCGGGCCCAUCCGUCGGCGCAACUCCGACAAGUUCUGCACCCCCAUCGCUUCAGAACUUGCACAGAAUUGUGAAUUCUACAAAAACGCUGAUGUCAGGCCUCCAUUCACCUACGCCUCCCUCAUACGACACGCCAUUCUGGAAACCCCUGACCGACAGCUGACUCUAAACGAGAUCUAUAACUGGUUUACACGAAUGUUCGCCUAUUUCAGGAGAAACACAGCAACAUGGAAGAAUGCUGUGCGCCAUAACCUGAGUCUGCACAAGUGCUUUGUGCGGGUCGAGAACGUCAAGGGAGCUGUUUGGACCGUGGACGAAGCGGAAUACCAAAAGAGGAGACCACCAAAGAUGACCGGAAGUCCCACUCUCGUGAAGAAUAUGAUUUCUGGGCUGGGAUUUGGCUCCCUGAAUGCCAGCUAUCAGGCUGCACUUGCGGAGAGCAGUCUUGGUCUUCUGAACAGCCCCACCCUGAUGAACAACAGCACGGGUGCGAGCCUCAACAUGCUGCAUGUCGGCCACGAUGAUGUCAGCAGUACUGUUGAACAAGUCAACAGUAAUGGCAGCUGCAGCCCUGGCCUUUCUCCGCAGCAGUAUGGACACCAAGUCCAUGUGAAGGAGGAGCCAGCUGAGAUGGAGGAGGACAGCAGACCCGUCUCCCUCAUGGCAUCUGUCACUCAAAACCUGAGCAUGCCUGGCGAUGAGCGCGACAUGGAUGAGGAGCUUCCCACAGAGGAGCUGGAGUAG